This is a messenger RNA of Drosophila subpulchrella, 2422 nucleotides long. It is a transcript of the gene Incenp, whose product is annotated as mucin-5AC. The record is from RefSeq and is a predicted model, not a curated record. Gene Ontology annotation, biological process: meiotic spindle midzone assembly; positive regulation of protein serine/threonine kinase activity; mitotic cytokinesis. The transcript has 6 exons. Gene Ontology annotation, molecular function: protein serine/threonine kinase activator activity. Lineage: Eukaryota; Metazoa; Arthropoda; Insecta; Diptera; Drosophilidae. The coding region runs from base 94 to 2343 and encodes 749 amino acids. Gene Ontology annotation, cellular component: kinetochore; chromosome passenger complex; midbody.
GACGCGCGUCCAUAUUGCCGCCAUUUGAAAAAAAACGAAGUUAUCGCAGGAAUCGAAUCCAGAUUUUGCAGUUGUCAGAUACAGUCGCUAGCUAUGGAGGACAUCUUGGGCGUGCUGGGCUCGCUCCCGGACCUGCGGCGUGAACUGGAGGUCCUGCGAAAGGCCCACUUCGACGAGCUGGACGCCCUCUUCUAUGGCAUCGCCCAUCCGGAGACGGAGCCCAAGGCGCCAGACAGCGCUCCGGCAGCGAAGAGUCAGGAGAAUACCUCGGUGACUCCGCAGCAGACGAAGAAGCGCCCCAAGCGACUCACCUCCCUCUCCGAGGAUCAGGACGAUCCCGAGGCUGCUCCAGACACCACAACUCGCCAGAGCGUUCGGGUCAGCAACUCCCAGCUGCUGGCUAUCGCAGAGGAUGAGCACAACUCCACGGCCUCGCUGAUGCCGCCUCCGCCCGUGCCCGCCACGGCGGAUACCACCAUUAGCUCCGGACGGCCACAGCGCGCCGCCAAGCUGAAGACCGAAAAGCUGCUCAAGGAGCCCUCGCUCAACCGCAAGAUGCGGCGGCCCAGCCACGAAGAGACCAUCAAGGUUAAGGUGGAGAGCGAACAGCGGGCCUCCCAGAUCAACAGCUCCACAAGCGUGCGUCCUGCAGAGGAGAACGAGAAGGAACAGCCCGAGCCGGAGCCAGCAGUCCCAGCAGCUGCGGUGCAGGAGAAGGUGCCGGAAGAGGAUCCCGAGGAUGCGAACACCACGAAGACACUGCGCGUGAAGAUCAAGCGCGAGAAAAUCAGCAGCGAAGGACUGGCACCAUCCACUGAUGCGAGCACGGCCACAAACGUAACCACCGUCUCUUCCGUCACAACGGAGGCUGUUCGGCCGGACGAUACGGUGGCCAGCAACACAACGACCAACACCACGGAGGUCGCCAAGAAGGGUCGCAAGAAGAAGAAGGACGCGGAGAACCACCGGCCCAUUAAGGUGGAGCGUUUCAGCGACCUGGACAAGAACUCGCCGGUCUCUUCGCGCACGCGCAAGUGCAGCACCGAGUCGCGACCAAACCAGGAGCGGUCCAUUUACAAGGACGCACUCGAGGGUCCGCCCGUGGCAGAGCAAUCAAUGGCUGCAGUUGCUCCGACUGAUGCUAACGAGACGAGGACUAUUUCCAACGCCACCAUGGUGCUGGGCCCGGCGCCGACUGAUGGCAGUCCAAUGGGACCAGCUGCGGAUGCUACCUUCGAGGUGCACUCCGGCGACAAGAAGGCGCCGCUGGCCAAGCAGGACAGCCUCCUCACGGAGGACGAGUCGCUGGAGGAGAAGUUGCCGGCGACAAAGCUGCUCUCGAGCAUCAAGGCCAUAAAGCUGCCCACCCGCACCCACGAGCUCUUCAACCCACUCCUGCAGAGUCCCGUGAAGAUGCGCGUAGAGGCUUUCGAGAAUGCGGCCAUUGCGCAGACCAACAUGCGGCCCAAGCGGGUCAAGGAUAUGGGCACACCAGGAACAAGCAACACUCCCAAGAUUGGCAAGCUGCCUGUUCCGACGGUUGGGCGCUUUUUCACGCCGACCCAGACGAGCAGCACGCUGCCGUUGAGCUCGGCGCAGCCCAAGAAGGCCCCUGCCAGCGCGUCCAAGGCCGCUACCCUGAUGAAGACUGCUACCGGCACGAACCUGAAGUCCGUCAACUCCACGUCCACGAAGACGCUGUCGCGCGAGAACAGCGGCGACGACUUCCGCAAGGGUCUGCACAACCUCGCCGAGGAGCGCAAGAAGCUGCGCGAACAGAAGCAUCUUCAGGCCGCCCAGCAGCGCGAAGCCAAGGAGCGGGAGCGAGCCGAGCGCAUGGCCAAGUUGGCCGCCGAGCGCGCCAAGAAACAGGAGGAACGGAAGCGCAUUGAAGAGCGCAAGCGGCAGGAGUUGGAGGAGCUGCAGCGCAAGAUGCGCCAGCAGGAGGAGGCUGAGGCGCUUAAGAAGGCCAAGGCCAAGGAAUUGGAGCAGCAGAAACUGCAGCAGCUGACCGGCGCCAAGCCCAAGAAGAUGCUGCCGCCGCCGCCGAAAACAAAGUACACGUGGGAGAUGCUGCACGAGGACGACUCCACCGACGACGAGGGAAAGGUCACCCACAAGCGCCCACCGGCACCCACCUGGAGCAGAAGCCAUGUGAGGGGAGAGGCGAUCGCCAUGCAGAGCCACUGCCCCACGGACAUCAUCGACAGCUUCUUCUCGGUGGCGCCCACCACCCCGGACCUGAAGCAGAUAUUCCCGAACAUCGAUCCCAGCCAGCUGAAGCGCAACUCCAGCGUGCUGUGGUCCACGCCGCCGCGCUACUCCGAGCUGCCGAAAUACUAGCCAAGUAGUCCUGUUCUCUCUUUACCCGUAAAUGCACAUGUUUAUGAUCGAAUAAAUAAAGUUAAUUGUGAAAAUUAAA